AAGGGGGCGUGUCCUCAGUUAAGCCCCGCCCCUUUUCCCACAGCAGCCCCGCCCUUCCUGGAGGAGCCGACCAAUGGCAGCGUGGUGUUGGGGAAGGGGGCGGAGCUUCGCUGCACCGUGCGAGGGGGCGUGGCCGUCCAAUGGGCGCGGGGAGGGCUGCUAUUGGGUGGGCUACCAAGCCCCGCCCACCCGCGAUACCGAUUGGUCGGAGAGAAAGGGAAAGGUGAGCAUCACGUGCGCAUCAUGGCCGCCCAGCUGGAGGACGAUGGAGUUUGGCAGUGCCAGGCGACGGGGGGGAACGGGACGGUCGGGUCACGGCCAGCAACGCUCAGUGUGAUGGUUCCCCCCAACCAACCAGAGCUGGAGCUGCCCGAGGGGGCGGAGCUUCCGUGGCGGGAGGGGGCGGAGCUCGAGGUGAAAUGCCGAGUGGGCGGGGCCAGACCGGCGGCCAAUCUGAAGCUGGAGUUGGGGGGGGAAGUGCUGCCCCACGGCUCCGCUCACGUCACUGAGGAUGGAACUGACCCCAGGCUGAGCAUCACACACAUCAGCGCACGUGUGUCCCCCCGCCGUGGUUCCCAUGGACAGACCCUGUUGUGUUCGGCCACCAACGAGGCGGGGGGGGACCCCAAGGAGACCAGGAUGACGGUCAGCGUGCUCUUUCCCCCGGACCCUCCCACCAUUGAGGGUCUGGACUCUCCCCGCGUGCGGUUGGGGGACACACUGCGACUGCUCUGCACGGCCAGGGGGGGGAACCCGGCCCCCAGUCUGCACUGGGAGAAGGUACUGGGAUAAACUGGGAGGGACUGGGAUGGACCGAGAGG
This is a messenger RNA of Coturnix japonica (Japanese quail), 821 nucleotides long. The record is from RefSeq and is a predicted model, not a curated record. NCBI's taxonomy places the organism in Eukaryota, Metazoa, Chordata, Aves, Galliformes, Phasianidae.